GGCUACUAAGGCUCCACGUACAAGAUGGAAGUUCCAGCUUCCGGUUUCCAAUUCGGUGGAAUUUACUCUUGGCAUCAGUGACAGUGCCUGGUGUACUUUAAAGUUCUCUUCACUUUUCAGUAUUUAAAUCUCCACGGCUUUGCCUCUGUCACCUCGUCUUCAUCUGCUCCACCAAAACGAUAAGCUCUCCAGCCAUGACGACGUUUCGUUGUGCUUCGGUGGCCUUUCUUUUCUCCCUCCUACACUCUGUUCUUCUAGCAAGAUCGGAGUCGUUCAUUGGUAUAAACUAUGGCCAAGUCGCCGAUAACCUCCCCCCUCCAUCAGCAACCGCAAAGCUUCUACAAUCCACUUCCAUUGAAAAAGUCAGGCUGUACGGAGCCGACCCAGCUAUCAUCAAAGCCCUUGCCAAUACCGGCAUCGGAAUCGUCAUCGGAACAGCGAACGGCGAUGUCCCGGCACUAGCUUCCGAUCCCAACUUCGCCAGGAAUUGGAUCAAUUCCAAUGUCCUUCCCUACUAUCCCUCUAGCAAAAUCAUCCUCAUCACUGUCGGAAACGAAGUCAUGACCUCCGGCGACCAGAAUCUGAUGACGCAGCUCUUGCCGGCGAUGCAGAAUCUCCAAAAUGCCCUCAACGGCGCAUCACUUGGCGGCAUGAUUAAGGUAUCCACCGUCCACUCCAUGGCAGUGCUGAAGCAAUCUGAACCGCCUUCUUCUGGAAGUUUCGAUCCGAGCUUCGGGGACCUGAUGAAAGGACUGUUAGGGUUUAACAAAGCCACUGGUUCGCCAUUCGCGAUCAAUCCAUACCCUUACUUCGCAUACCGGAGCGACCACAGACCUGAAACGCUGGCUUUUUGUCUUUUUCAACCCAACUCCGGACGUUUCGACUCUGGGACUAAUAUCAAGUACAUGAAUAUGUUCGAUGCCCAGGUGGACGCUGUUCGAGCUGCAUUGAACUCGAUGGGCUUCAAGGAAAUUGAGAUAGUGGUUGCGGAGACGGGCUGGCCCUACAAAGGAGACAGCAACGAGGUAGGCCCAAGUAUUGAAAAUGCCAAGGCUUACAAUGGGAACCUGAUCUCGCACCUGAGGUCACUGGUGGGAACGCCCUUGAUGCCUGGGAAAUCAGUGGAUACAUAUCUGUUUGCACUCUACGACGAGGACCUGAAACCUGGGCCGGGCUCAGAGCGCGCAUUUGGGCUUUUUAAGACUGAUCUCACCAUGACCUAUGAUGUUGGCCUCUCCAAGGGCGCCCAGAACACUACUCCGGCACCGGCAACCCCCAAAACUCCGGCCACUCCAUCUCCAUCUCCAUCGACGAACGGAACGUGGUGUGUGCCCAAAUCAGUUGUAUCAAAUGCCCAACUCCAGGCUAAUCUGGACUACGCCUGCGGACAAGGGAUAGAUUGCCGUCCAGUCCAACCAGGUGGGGCUUGUUUUGAACCCAACACCGUAGCAUCACAUGCUGCUUAUGCAAUGAACCUCUUCUACCAAAAUUCUGCUCGCAAUCCAUGGAACUGUGAUUUCUCACAAACAGCCACACUCACAUCUAAAAAUCCCAGUAAGUCUUCUCAAACCCCAAUGCCUUUACAAAUUGUUCAUCGGCAGCCUCUCUGCCCAUACCUUAAGCUUGAUUAUUUCUUACUGUUGAAAGCUUACUAUAUUAUAAUUAUAUAUUUAGUUAUUGUAUAUUUAUUUAUUUAGUUAUUAUAUCUCUCCUUUAUUUAGUUAUUAUAUUAUAAUUUUUUUUUCUUUUUAGGAUGGUAAAUUAAUCUUUAUUUUCUUGUAUUAUGCCUACUUAAAUUUGUACUUAUUUUCAAGAAGAAUUGGUAAUGAGAAAUUCUAAAUUUUCUUUUUUUC
Vitis vinifera (wine grape) is the source of this 1853-nucleotide messenger RNA. Its product is annotated as glucan endo-1,3-beta-D-glucosidase. The transcript has 4 exons. Bases 195 to 1697 code for a protein of 500 amino acids. The record is from RefSeq and is a predicted model, not a curated record. Gene Ontology annotation, cellular component: plasma membrane. Gene Ontology annotation, molecular function: hydrolase activity, hydrolyzing O-glycosyl compounds. Gene Ontology annotation, biological process: carbohydrate metabolic process. Lineage: Eukaryota; Viridiplantae; Streptophyta; Magnoliopsida; Vitales; Vitaceae.